Messenger RNA from Limulus polyphemus (Atlantic horseshoe crab), 1926 nucleotides. Its product is annotated as leucine-rich repeat-containing protein 4B-like. Gene Ontology annotation, molecular function: protein binding. NCBI's taxonomy places the organism in Eukaryota, Metazoa, Arthropoda, Merostomata, Xiphosura, Limulidae. The transcript is spliced from 4 exons. The record is from RefSeq and is a predicted model, not a curated record. The coding region runs from base 686 to 1855 and encodes 389 amino acids.
UCCAUGUCUAUAGAAAUAACCUUUCAACAAUACUCCAUGUCUAUAGAAAUAACCUUCCAACAAUACUCCAUGUCUAUAGAAAUAACCAUUCAAUAAUAGUCCAUGUCUAUAGAAAUAACCUUUCAACAAUAGUCCAUGUCUAUAGAAACAACCUUUCAACAAUAGUCCAUGUCUAUAGAAACAACCUUCCAACAAUACUCCAUGUCUAUAGAAAUAACAUUUCAACAAUACUCCAUGUCUAUAGAAACAACCUUUCAACAAUAGUCCAUGUCUAUAGAAAUAACCAUUCAAUAAUAGUCCAUGUCUAUAGAAAUAACCUUCCAACAAUACUCCAUGCCUAUAGAAACAACCUUUCAACAAUACUCCAUGUUUCUGGAGAUAACCUUUCAACAAUAAUUCAUAGUUUUUAAUAAUGCUGACUUGUUACCCUAUCAAAAAAUCUGAAAAGAAAUACAGCCUAUUCUUGACCUAACACUGGUUGAAAGCGGUCAUGGAUGAAUUUACUUAGGUCUACAUCUGACAGAUUUCUAAGAGAAUCAGAAAAGAAAAGCAGCAACGGUCGUUGAACAUUCAACAAAUUACUAGUUCCACGAGUUUCGGGACACAAUCAGAGCUCACUAGUGUCCGUGAACGUCAACGGUCUUGAAGAAGUCAAGGCCAAAAUGGAAAUUAUACGUCAAGCCAAAUGUAUUGUGGGAAGACUUUUUUGUUCACAUUUUCCAGUGAGAGUACACAGAGAUAUUAUUGGAUACAUAAAACUAAAACUUUCAAAAUGUGUUUCCUGCCCGUUCUUAUCCUGUGGCUUCAUAUAGAAGGGUUAAAGAGAACCGAAACACUAUAUCGUAUAAAUAUGACUUCGUUUAAAUUCGCGCUCGUUUUCGUCGUUCUUCUCGCACCGGGAAAUGCGCAAACAUGCCCGAGCCGGGACGAGAUCUGGCCGUGCUACUGCUUCGACGGUCCUACCGUAAACUGCUCGACGAUACACGACGAAAGUGUGUUGAUCGAAGCCUUGAGAGGAGCCGAAGGAAUUAACGUAAGCAAGAUAAUACUUCACAAGUGUAGGCUUAGCUCUCUUCCUCCCUCGCUGUUUGAAAAUAUAACAGUCAGUCACUUGGAGAUGAGACAUUCGUCGCUAGAGAGCCUGGCACUAAUGAAUGAUUUUCUCCAUCUUUCGCCAUCCUUGGUCAGUUUAUCGUUUUUCAAGACGAACAUAGAGAAUUUUUCCACUGACUGUGAGAACUGUACAUCUCUAGACUUCCCUGUAUUCGAGCAGCUUAUAUUCAACACUGGAAGUUGUUUGAUUUCUCCCUUCGGGGACCUUCACAAUUGGGUGACUCUUCGACAGUACGACUGUCGAUACGGGGAACUGGGAACGGUUCUGACCCUACCGGACGAAUUUUUAGGAAACUUUUCUCAGAUAGAAACUGUUAACCUCAACCGGAUUGGCCUCACAAAUAUCAAAAGAAAGCACUUUCCGAAACCUGCUUUACACCUGAAGAAACUGGACUUGAGCUCCAACCCGCUGGUAUUCCUGCCGGAUGACUUGUUUCAAGCAAUGCCUGUGCUAGAAAACAUUCGAUUGUACUACACAUUUCUGACGACAGUUAGUUGGCAGACCUUUGCCCCAGUAUGGUACCAGCUAACUACGCUAUAUCUAAACAACAUUCCUCUCCAUUGCGACUGUAAAGUGGCUUGGCUCGCAGAACGAACACCUCCAACUCGUUUUGGCGCCCCCUCGUGUGAAACGCCGCCCGCCCUAAAAUCCAAGGUCAUCACAUUAUUCAACCGUUUCGACCUCUGUGACCAUUACCAUUUUACGUCACUCGUGGACGUUAUCACCGGAAAUUUAAAUUGAUUGCUCUGUUGUUCUCUUUUAUUCUUUUGACAAUUCAGUUAUUUAGCUUUUCUUUUAAUUAUUUCUGACCA